AUGUGUGCGGCGGUGAAGCUCUGGGGCCGGCGGGCGCGGGCCCUGCUGUGCUGCGUUCUGCUCUCGGCGUGGGAAGCGGCGUGGGGUCAGCUGCGGUACUCGGUGCCCGAGGAGAUGCCCAAGGGUUCCUUCGUGGGAGACGUGGCCAAAGACCUGGGGCUGCAGAUGACGGCGAUUGCUGACAGUGGUCUUCGCAUUUUGGACCGAGGUAGGACGCAGUAUUUCUCUCUGCACGGGAAGACGGGACAUUUGGUGACGGCGGAGAGGAUAGACAGAGAGCAGCUGUGCCGGCUGCUGGAGAAAUGCGUGCUGCGGUGUGAGCUGAUAGUGGAGGGGGAAAUGCAGAUUUAUGGAAUCGAAGUGGAGAUCACGGAUAUUAAUGACAACGCUCCCGGCUUCCGAGAGGCAGAAAAAGAGCUAAGGAUAAUCGAAACGAGAGCCCCUGGUUAUCGAUUUCCUCUGCCUGAGGCUUACGAUCCGGACUCGGGGACAAAUUCCCUGCAGAGUUAUGAGCUGAGCGGCGACGAGCACUUUUCUCUGGCCGUGCAGGCGGGCCCCGGCGGGGAUCGGAGUCCCGAGCUGGUAUUGGCCAAGGCACUGGACCGGGAGGAGGCAACGUUUCACGAUCUGGUGCUGAAAGCAAGGGAUGGCGGAGAGCCGUCCCGGACGGGCACGGCCCGAAUCCGCGUAGUGGUGCUGGACGCGAAUGACAACGCUCCCGUGUUCAGCCCAGCAGAGUACACGGUGCGUGUGCCUGAGGACUUACCUGUAGGCUCCACCCUCGUCACAGUUAAAGCCACUGACGCCGACGAUGGCCUUUACGGGGACGUGAAAUACUCGUUGAAGAAAGCUACAGAAACAGCCUCGGAUAUUUUUCAGAUAGACUCUGAGAAGGGAGUGAUCACACUGGUGCGGAGCUUGGACUUCGAGGAAGGUGAUGCCUACGAAGUGGAAGUGCAGGCAACUGACGGCGACGGCCUUUUCGACACAGCUAGAGUCACAAUCACCGUGACAGACGUGAAUGACAACACGCCGGAACUUACAGUGUCGUCGUCAGUGAGCGAGGUCUCUGAAGAUGCCCCUCAAGGGACAGUGGUAGCCUUGCUGCACGUGCAGGACCGGGACUCGGGAGCCAACGGCCAGGUGCGGUGCUCCCUGGACGCGGGAGUCCCCUUCCGGCUGGAGAAGUCGUUUGAGGAUUAUUACCGCGUGGUGACGACGAGGCAGCUGGACCGGGAGGAGGUGUCGGAGUACAACGUGACGGUGAGGGCGGCCGACGGCGGGUCGCCGUCUCUGUGGAGCAGCACGGUGCUGAGCCUGCGGGUGCUGGACGUGAACGACAACGCGCCGGUGUUCAGCGAGGCGAGCUACAGCGCCCGGCUGCCCGAGAACAACGCGGCGGGCGCGCUGGUGCUGACGGUGCGGGCGCGGGACGCGGACUGGGGUCAGAACGCGCGCGUGCGGUACCGUCUGGGCGAGGGGCGGGUGCGUGGCGCGGCGCUGUCGUCGUACGUGUCGGUGCAGGCGGAGACGGGCGCGCUGUACGCGCUGCGCUCCUUCGACUACGAGGAGGUGCGCGAGGUGGGGCUGUGGGUGCUGGCGGAGGACGGCGGCUCGCCGGCGCUGAGCAGCAACGUGUCGGUGCGGAUCGUGAUCGUGGACGAGAACGACAACGCGCCGCAGGUGCUGUACCCGCCGGCGGCGGGCGUGCCCGGGGCCGGUGUCCGUGGCUGGUCGGGGGUGGAGCUGGCGCCGCGGUCGUCGGAGCCCGGGGCGCUGGUGGCCAAGGUGGUGGCGGUGGACGCGGACGCGGGGCAGAACGCGUGGCUGUCGUACGAGCUGGCCAAGGCGACGGAGCCGGGGCUGUUCCGCGUCGGGCUGCACAGCGGCGAGGUGCGCACUGCGCGCUUCACGCUGGCCCGCGACGCUGCCCGGCAGAGCCUGGUGGUGCUGGUGAAGGACCACGGCCGGCCGGCGCUGUCGGCCACGGCCACGCUGACCGUGGUGCUGGCCGAGAGCGUGGCCGAGCUGCUGGCCGAGCUGGGCAAUGAGGCGGCGGCGGCGGUGCCGGGCGAGGCGGCGGGCAGCCUGACGCGCUGGCUGGUGCUGGCCGUGGCGGCCGUCUCCUGCCUCUUCCUCGCCUUCCUGCUGCUGCUGCUUGCACUGCGUCUGCGGCGGUGGCGUCGCUCGCAGCUGCCUCCUCCUGCGGGCGGUGCCUUGCGCGGCGUCCCGGCCACGCACUUCGUGGGUAUCGACGGCGUGCGCGCCUUCCUGCGCUCCUACACACACGAGGUGUCUCUCACUGCCGACUCACGCAAGAGCCAGCUGCGCUUGUCACCCGGUAGCUGCUGCGACACCCUUCCGGCCCGCCCUCUGCCCGACGAGCCCGCACCGCUGCUGGGGGAGGACCCUGCCGACACCGCCCGCCCACAGAAUGCAGACAUUGUCCCGGUGAGUGCCUGUCCACCGACCUGCCUGCCACUGCUGCCGCUGCUUUUCUGCUGCCCUAUCCCUGUCCUGAUCUGGCUGCAACCGAGGCAGGGUUCCUGA
Dryobates pubescens (Downy woodpecker) is the source of this 2550-nucleotide messenger RNA. RefSeq names its product protocadherin gamma-A2-like. The coding region runs from base 1 to 2550 and encodes 849 amino acids. The record is from RefSeq and is a predicted model, not a curated record. Gene Ontology annotation, molecular function: calcium ion binding. Gene Ontology annotation, cellular component: plasma membrane. NCBI's taxonomy places the organism in Eukaryota, Metazoa, Chordata, Aves, Piciformes, Picidae. Gene Ontology annotation, biological process: homophilic cell-cell adhesion. The transcript has a single exon.